Molecule: messenger RNA, 1832 nt
Organism: Cylicocyclus nassatus
Lineage: Eukaryota; Metazoa; Nematoda; Chromadorea; Rhabditida; Strongylidae
Source: the annotation of a GenBank genome assembly
AGUAUUGAACUUCCACUUUUGUAAUGGCUGAACUGAAGAACUCGAUCAAAGAACACGAGUAUUUGCUGAAAUCAGAGGAGCCUCCAGAAGAGGCUAAUGAUGAAAACCCGCAAACGUUUCAUCUAAAUCGACCGGAUUCUAUCGGUGGUUCUGCUGUCGUGAUCGAAAGCUCACAAGUUCCAACGACUACAAGGAAAAAACUCAGUGAUGCACGACAAGUCAAGUUGCCGACUAUAAAUAUGUCUGAGAGGCAGAUUGUCUCCUUCGCCGAUCCGCCCAGCGCCGGCCUAAAAAGGACCCCACCGCUCUCGAUCUCGCCUAUUGGUUAUACACUGCAUCACAUUCCCCAAUCGGCUGAUUAUCGGAGUAAGAAGGAUGAUGUUGUCUCCAUGCGAGUUUAUGUGUCUCAGUUUGAAAGAAUGGAUAACGCAGAAGAAGACGAUAACAGCUAUGCUGGCAUUCAAUUCAAUAUACCGGGAGGAAGAAAUGCUACUGCAGAAUACAUAGUCGAAUUGAUGGGGAAAGAAUAUGGGAUUGACAAGUCAAUAGUGAAAGAAGCAUUCUCGUUGUGGAUGAUUUCGGAAUUGUUAGAGGUGCAGCUGAAACCUCAUCACAAACCUUAUGAAAUGAGACGUGGAUGGGGCGAAGUCUUGGAUAAGUUUGCGCAGUCAGCAUCAGAAAGUAGGAAAAAGAGUGACGAACCUGUGUUGUAUUUCCGCAGAAACGUGCAGCUCUCUGAAGCCAAGGAGCAGCGGAUUGUGACCUUCUGUACGCGAGCCUUGGAAAUGCUACUUACGGAUGCGCGCUCGUCGCUCUUCCUUGACCGUUGUCCGAUGCCACCUGAAUGUGCCGCUGAAUUAGCCGGUCUCGGAUUUACCAUGGAGGAUGGUGCUUUUGAUGCGAAAGUGCAUACUGUGGAUUGGAUUAGAAUACAUCUGGAGGACCAGCUUCCUAGUCGAAUGGCUGAUAUUAUUCGUGGACCGAUGCUCCUGGGAAAAGCACUCAGUGGAUUCAACGAGCUCGAAACUCUUGUCGUCAAAUCAUGGAAGAAAGGAAGUGAAAUUCUGAGAGCCAAUGGAUUAGAUGAAGUACGCAGACAUUACUUGACGAAACUACGGGAAUCCACCCCUUGUUAUGGUGCUGCGUUCUUCCGCGGCCUGAUUGAGCGCCCAGGUAUCAAUCCCCUGAACAUCAAAAAAGUUUUCAAUCUGUUGUUGAGUGGAGCCCCUGAUACUGAGGUGCUUGUCGGUGUCAAUAACGAGUUUGUGACUAUAACCGAUGCUGCUAAGCAUGACCUUUUACUCGUCCAAAAGAUACGCGAUUGCUCUUGGAGAAAGUUGAUAUACUCACCGGAAGAAAUUCGAAAAGGUCAUCAACACCUACUGUUUUUGUCGUUCCCAGAUGAUGAUUACAUCAAGUCUCGCAACGAGUUUAUAUCAGGAAAAUCCGAGCAGCUGACUUCCAUGAAAAUGAAUAUCCUACAUAUUUUCUCAAGUCAAGCAAUGCUUUUGAAUGCUAUGCUAAACUCUGUCAAAACGAGCAUUAAUGACGAUGACAUCAUCAUAGAUGAGACUGUUACCGAGCAGUCGACGCCCUCUACCGGCUACCCCGUUGCUGGUCGUGCAACCGUUGCUCGAACGCCGUCGCUGUCCAAGUGCCAUCGCAUGUGUUUAGCAAGUUUUGAGGAUGCGACACGGCAUCGAAGUUGUAUUGUAACAAAUACGUGUUGCUUGGAGGCUUACGGAACGUUUAUAGUGCUUGUACAUCAAACUCGCGUUCUUGGAUCUCUAAUUUACCAAAGGGGAAUCAGGAGUUUUUGCUUGAUGCUUUGA